AGUUCAUUGCGAUAACUUGUGUUAUUACAAAAUUAUCAACUUUUAAGACGACUAAAGUUGUCAAUUUUCCAUUUAAAAUAAAAAUAAGUGAACUCAUAGAAGUGUUUGAUCCGAAUUUUUGCUUCUCAUUACUUUCAAGUAAAUACACCGGUUAACACCACCCUAAUCUGCUAGUGUUUAGUGACAUUGACCAAAAAUUAAUUCACUAUCAAAAUUCAAUCCUCCCUUUAUGUAUAGACACUCAUAUAAACUAUAUUCUCUGGAAAUGAAAACGACCAGCAUUUGGUUCCUUGGCAGUUCGUUAUUGUGUUUGGCUGGUUUUAUUCGUGCGAAUGAUCUCUUAGCAUUACGUUCAUUCUGCGGUUAUCAACAUAGCGAUGACUACAACAGAGACAGUCCUGAUGUGACAAUCGAUGAAUUUCCUUGGAUAGCUCAACUACUGUAUGGUAAAGAUAGACACGUCCAAUGCACAGGGUCAUUAAUUAAUAACCGCUAUGUACUCACCGCCGCACAGUGUUUGGCCUACACAAGCCCGGUGGCGGUGCGACUAGGCGAUUUCAAUGCAACCAGUGAUAAAGAUUGCGUAUAUCACACCAAUUUUGGUGAAGAAUGCAGCGACCCGAUUCAGGAGUUUGAUAUUGAAGAAGCCGUUCCGCACGCGGAUUUUGACAAAGACACCUCAAAAAACGAUAUUGGUCUGAUUCGACUGUCACGGAAUGUGGAAUACUCAGACUACAUACGUCCGAUAUGUCUACCAACACCCAAUAGUAGAGUUAUUAGGGGCGGUGAGGAACUAGCUUUGUCUGGUUGGGGACUUUUGAGCGACGGAGGAAAUCUUACUGAAGUGAAAAAGAAGAUUUUAGCAACUGCCGUGUGUUUGCGGCAGUGCAAUAGGUUUUAUAGAACAUUUGAUAAGGUUCUUGAUAGAAAUAACAUAUGCGCCAUUGAAACAGUCAGCUAUAGUUGUCACGGGGAUGGCGGAGGGCCUUUAAUGAUGUCUGUAAGAAGUCAGUGGGAGGUGGUAGGUCUAUUAUUGUUCGGGGUACGCUGUGAUGCGACUACUCCUUCGGUAUACCUUAAUGUGAAAAACUACGUUGGGUGGAUUAAAGCUCACGUACGAAAGUGAUUCUGCUUGAAUCUUGAAAUAUAAUUUGUAGUAGGUA
This is a messenger RNA of Photinus pyralis (common eastern firefly), 1163 nucleotides long. Its product is annotated as phenoloxidase-activating factor 3-like. Gene Ontology annotation, molecular function: serine-type endopeptidase activity. Lineage: Eukaryota; Metazoa; Arthropoda; Insecta; Coleoptera; Lampyridae. The transcript is spliced from 4 exons. Gene Ontology annotation, biological process: proteolysis. The record is from RefSeq and is a predicted model, not a curated record. Bases 230 to 1126 code for a protein of 298 amino acids.